Molecule: messenger RNA, 3723 nt
Organism: Gadus macrocephalus (Pacific cod)
Lineage: Eukaryota; Metazoa; Chordata; Actinopteri; Gadiformes; Gadidae
Gene: elmod1
Product: ELMO/CED-12 domain containing 1
Exons: 12
Coding region: 382-1386 (334 amino acids)
Molecular function (GO): GTPase activator activity
Source: RefSeq, a predicted model, not a curated record
GGUAUCUGAAACCAUUUGGUCUGGAUGGAUAGGCUCUACUAAAUCUUGUUUCGACACAUUCUGUCCAACAUUCCCGCGCUCUGAACGCACACGAACGGUUAAAAAGCCGAAAGACAAACGAAUAAAGGCUCAAUUGAUCAAGGACUCCCGCCAAACGCGCGUGAGAGGGUCUGCAUUGCGAUGUUGUUUCAUCUCUAUGUUUUAACCCUCUCGGUCCCGCACCGAUGACGCUACCAUCAUGGAGGAGAAGAAGCUAUCUCUAAUCCACUGAGGGUAACAAAACUGCAUUAAACGACCGGCUCUAAAUCGCAUCGCAUCUUCUUCUCGGAAAAUCAAGGGAACCAAACGUACUGUUGAUAAACCCCGGAGGAACCCAUCGAGAUGAAGCAUUUCUUACGAGUGGUGACACAGUUCUUUGUGUUCCUGUACUGUAAAUGCCUCUGGCGGGGCCUGAAGUUUGUAGCCAGGAAGUUGACAGGCCGCUGCGAGCUGCAGCGCAUCUGUUACAACAACAAACAAGGAGCCCGCAGGACCCUGAAGAUCGAGUCCUCUCUGAAGUACUCCAAGAAUGAGCUGCUGCGCUCGGCCCUCAGUGUCCACCCGGACAAGGUGGAGAAGUCAAUCGAUGACAUCAUGGCCUUGAAGAAGAUCAACCCGGACACCAACCCACAGCUGGGCAUCUCGCUCCAGGCCAGCCUGCUCCAGGUGGUGGGCUACAGGAGUCUGGUGGGCGAGGUGGAGAAGCUCCGCAGGGAGCCCUACGACUGUGAGAACGCCCACCAUGAGACCCUGCUGAUGCAGCUUUGGAAGGAGCUGCGUCCCGACACGCCUCUCACCGGACGCAUCUCCAAGCAGUGGUGCGAGAUUGGUUUCCAGGGCAACGACCCGAAGACUGACUUCAGAGGCAUGGGCCUUCUGGGGCUCCACAACCUCCUGUACUUUGCUGAGCACGACAAAGCCAACGCUCUGCAGGUGCUCCACGACUCCCUGCAGCCCAAGCACAAGAGCUUGCCCAGCAAGGCCAGUGAGAUGAGCCCGUCAGAAUGGGAGCAGAAGAGCCUCGACAAAGCUAUCGGCUUUUCCUUCGCCAUCGUGGGGAUCAACAUCACGGACCUGGCGUACUCCCUGCUGGUGAGCGGGGCCCUCAAGACCCACCUGUACAAUGUGGCCCCUGAGCUGCCCAGCCUGCUGCACUUCCAGCAAACCUUCUGCUACCUGAUGCAGGAGUUCCACCGCUUCUGGACGGAGGAGGAUCCCGGGGACAUCAUGGAGUUCAACCGGAUCCGCUCCAAGUUCCACCGCCGGAUCCUGAAGCAGCUGAAGCACCCCGACACCGCGCUGUGCCCCCACUUCUCCGCCUCCGACCUCCACCUGGUCAACCUGUAAACUCUCCCCAACGCCACGGCCGACAACCGACCAACCAAAUGACCGAACCCACCCGACGAUUCCAUUAGUAGGCGGCACCCUCUUCUUCUUCCUUCUUCAUCCUCACCUCCCCCUCCCCAAGCCCUCCCAGCGAAAGGUCAUGUUACAUCACUGCCAGCCGGCCACUCCAGCCAGCACACACACACACACACGCACGCGCGCGCGCACACACACACCUACCACAUACACAUACACACAAACAAAUACACACACAUUUAUAUGCAGUCAACACGCACACGCAAGCACAAACACACAAAUCCCUCAAAACGGCCCUCUCCACUCUCUGCGAUAACCGCCUUGACACCAGCAUUUAGCGGAACGACCGGGGCGAUCGUACCCGAGGUACGUGAGGAUGUCACCACCACAUCCUUCAAUCUGUUAAUCUGCUAACGGGCUGCUUUCAUUGGCUCCUGACGUGAUUGAUGAAUGCACGGUCGCUUUCAGUAUCCAAUCAUGCGCUGUGGUAACCAAAUGCGUUCACGCUUGUUCAAACCAACCGACGAACCAACUUCUUUGUGAAUGAAUAUAUAUACUGAAUUCACCCCGUACAUUCUAAAUAUAGAGGGCUGAAGAGAUGGUCAGACCCUGUGAAAGGAGCCAACAGGACAGGCCCAAAGGUUCCCAGAAGGAAUUUGUAUUCAAAAUGAAUGGUUCUAUAAAAAGAUAUAUGUAUAUUUAACCAAGGCGUUGAUGUAUUUUCAUAAAUAUGUAAUCGAUACUUAGAUUUAGCUGUUGAGCGUUAUCUCACAAGCGUGUUUGUAAGAAUCACCGUCUCCCACAGUAACUGUUUUUGUUUUAUUUAUUUAUUUAUUUAAUUAGGAUUAUAUAUAUUUUUUAUUCUUUUACUUUAUUAGGACUUUGUACUAUUUAAGCAAUUCACUGCAUGACAACCAAAACCAUUGUAAUUCACAUAAGCCAGUUGUUGAAUGUGGAAAAUUUGGUCACAACGCUUUGCUUUUAUGGUGGACAAAAUAAUAUGUUUGUAAACCUUUAAAACAAAAACAAAAAUUGUAAUCAUCAAAAGAUCCCUGCUUAAAUAAUUGAAAUGCUUUUACACCAAAUUCAAUGUACGCAUUUGAAAUGUGUUUGGUUUUACAGGUUCACAAACUAUUGCCUCUCAUCAGAUCACCAUUAUGAAUGUUCUACACAAUUAUGAUUGUUUAUUUUUAUCUUGUUUCAUUCAUUGAUUGUGACAAUGUUGUUUUGGUAGCCAAAGCAAUAAUUGACAUUGAUUGCAGAGCACAUUUCCUCAAAUGUAUUGAUUUGCACCGUGUGCCUAUCGUAUUUGUGUCACUUGCAAAGCAUGUGGUUCAGAAAUAGCUUGCAUCUAAAAAGUCGAUAUGUCGUCUCUUUCUUGUCCACUGAGGUCAAUGUAAUAUAACAACCUGAUUUCCAUAAACCAUAAUUCAUCUGGGUUAUGCUUUGGGAAGAAGUUUAGUGCUUCAUCGCAGACACAGUGAACAGUUACUAGAUCCAGCCUCACUCUAAAGGUGUUUGCUCACAACAUGAAAAGGUAAGCACUGAGAUGUUUUAGAGGUAAUUUGGAUAAAACAAAGGAGGUAAUCCUUAGUGUUCCCUAACUAUCAAACAUGGUUUGCUUUAAAGUUUUAUUUAUUCUACUUAACUCUGGAUCACAGCUUUAAUUUAUGCACUGGAUAUUUUGAUGUAAUCUCAUCACAUGAAAUUUGUGUAUUCUAUGUAUACAUGAAUAUCUGUGUAUUCAUAUGGAUUUACUUUAUCUCUGCCACCACUAUGGUUCAUUCAGCUAAUGACGUUAACAUCUUGAAAUUGUAUCACCAUCAGCCUAAAAAAAUGUACACAAUUGAAUGCCAUGCUUGCACUGUUGAUUGUGUUAAACCGUAGUAUAUAUCUUUGUUACAUUUAAGUGAAUGUCAAGACUUCUUGUCAAGUGGAUUUGAUUCAGUGAAUGUUUACUUUCCUUUCUUGGUUUCGUCCCACUUUUGCUUUGUUGUGGUCAGCACUACACUGUUGUAAAAAGCAAUGCAAGCCAUUUCAUCACCACGGUAAAAGUCAUUCGUGCUAACCAAUAGUGUAAUAGGGUUAAUUUACUAACGAAGACGUAGACAAUAGAUACACGCUGCUGUAUAUAGACUGCUUGAAAAGUGCUCCAGUCUGCAUGAUAAGUGUCCACAUCUCUGCCACCUUGAGCCCGUUGUUCUGUGAGGUCACCAGACUGUUGACGCCACCCAGAUGUUAGUCGUGCGCUUCAGUUCUCUGUGCCGUGGAACAAGUACUUUCGAAAAACACAAUAAAAGGUCAAUAUGAGAUACAAAAACA